Molecule: messenger RNA, 533 nt
Organism: Stegastes partitus (bicolor damselfish)
Lineage: Eukaryota; Metazoa; Chordata; Actinopteri; Pomacentridae
Gene: cox17
Product: cytochrome c oxidase copper chaperone COX17
Exons: 4
Coding region: 113-316 (67 amino acids)
Biological process (GO): mitochondrial respiratory chain complex IV assembly
Cellular component (GO): mitochondrial intermembrane space
Molecular function (GO): copper ion binding; copper chaperone activity
Source: RefSeq, a predicted model, not a curated record
AACGUGUUCUCCGCGUGUGUCGGUUUCAUUUGAAGGUGAAGCGGCUGUGAACGUGAACGCGGGCCUCCGUUACAGUGAGUCUCACAGCAUUAAUUCAACAACACGGUGGACCAUGUCGACACUUUCUGCCGCCAGCGUGGAGUCGCCUCCUGCAGCCGACGGCGCCGAGCAGAAGAAGCCGCUGAGGCCCUGCUGCGCCUGUCCAGAGACCAAGAAAGUCCGGGACGCCUGCAUCAUCGAGAAGGGCGAGGAGAACUGCUCGGCGCUGAUCGAGGCCCAUAAAGACUGCAUGAGGGCGCUGGGCUUCAAGAUCUAACCGCUGGCUGUGUGCGUCUGUGUGUGCGUGUGCUGCUCUGAGUGGAAGACGACCUUGGCUGUUCCUUUCUUCUCCUCCCCUCUUAUUUAUACUCCGCUGAAGGGAAACGUGAACUGCACGACUGUCUCUCUGUGAAAACUAUUUUUUAACGCGUGCAGAAUUUGUGUGAAUAUCUAAACUGCUGUCUGACGUUGAAUAAAAGUCCUAUGCAAUAAGA